AUGCAGUCAUCACGCUCCCUGGCGCACGCCAAGCCGCCGAGGUCAGCCCACGCGCGCUCCCGCUCCCAGCUCGCCCAGGUGCGCCCGGAUCCCAGGCAAGAUUUCGAGUUCCACUUCGACUUCUCCUCCGAGGCCUUCUGCUUCGACAUGGACAGCGACGGCGGCGCCACGAAGGCGGCGCCGGUGCCGGUGGCGGAGAAGGGCCCGGUUCUUGCCGGGUUCGACAAGGUCAGGCUCAGCAUUGCGUCCAGCGAGGACGACGACGACGAGGCGCCGCCCAGGUGCUCCUUCUCCGGGGCCAGCCACCCGCCGGAGCCGGUCGACGAGGUGGACCCCGCGUUCGCGGCCGCGGACCGCGGCCGCCGGGGCGACACCGACCUGAAGGCGGCGGCGGCGGCGGCUGCCAAGCCGGUGAUCGUGUGGGACGCGUCCCCGCCGGUGGGCGGCGCGGCGGCCAAGCCGGUGAUCGUGUGGGACGCGUCGCCGCCGGUGAGCGGCGCGGCGAGCCCGCACAGCAGCACGGGCGACAGCUCCUCCGGCGGCACGGCCGCGGCCACCGUCACCUGCACCAGCAUGGCGCCCAGCUGCACCGUCACAAGCCAGAGCGCCAAGACCAGCGUCUGCAGCAGCGGGGCCAGCGACUGGAGCAGCGGCACGGCCAGCGGCUGCGGGAGCGGCGGCGCGGGAGGUAAGCCGCACAAGGGCGGCGACCCGAGGUGGAAGGCCGUCCUGGCGGCUCGCGCGCGGGAUGGGCCUCUCGGGAUGGGGGACUUCCGGCUCCUCCGUCGGCUCGGCUGCGGCGACAUCGGCACCGUGUACCUCUCCGAGCUGAGCAAGGGUGGCGGUGGCGGUGGCUGCGGUGCCGCGAGGGCGACGUGGUUCGCGAUGAAGGUCAUGGACAAGGCGUCGCUCGAGAGCCGCCGGAAGCUCAGCCGCGCCGAGACGGAGCGUGAGAUCCUGCAGCUGCUGGACCACCCCUUCCUCCCCACCCUCUACGCGCACUUCGAGACCGACAAGUUCGCCUGCCUCGUCAUGGAGUUCUGCCCCGGCGGCGACCUCCACGCCCUCCGCCAGCGCCAGCCCGGCAAGCUCUUCCCCGAGCACGCCGCAAGGUUCUACGCCGCGGAGGUGCUCCUGGCGCUGGAGUACCUGCACAUGCUCGGGGUGGUGUACCGAGACCUGAAGCCGGAGAACGUGCUGGUGAGGGACGACGGCCACAUCAUGCUCUCCGACUUCGACCUCUCCCUGCGCUGCGCCGCCUCGCCGACGCUCUUCAGACCAUCCCCGCCGUGCAGCACCUCCGGGCCCAACGGUGCCUGCAUCCAGCCCACCUGCUUCAUGCCCAAGCUCUUCGGCCACCGGACCAGCAAGAAGAGCGCCUCCAGAUCGUCCAAGAGCGGCGAGCAUCAGCAGCAGCAGGGCGCCAUGCCGGAGCUCGUGGUCGAGCCGACCGGCGCGCGGUCGAUGUCGUUCGUGGGCACGCACGAGUACCUGGCGCCGGAGAUCAUCAAGGGCGAGGGCCACGGCAGCGCCGUGGACUGGUGGACCUUCGGCGUGUUCCUGCACGAGCUCAUGUACGGCAAGACGCCGUUCAAGGGGCAGACGAACCGGGCCACGCUGUUCAACGUCGUCGGCCAGCAGCUCCGGUUCCCGGACGGCGGCCCGCCGACGAGCGGCGCGAGCAGGGACUUGAUCAAGGGCCUGCUGGCCAAGGAGCCCCAGGCCCGGCUCGGCGUGAAGAGGGGAGCCGCCGAGAUCAAGCAGCACCCCUUCUUCGAGGGCAUCAACUGGGCGCUCAUCCGGUGCAGCACGCCGCCCGGCGUGCCGAGGGCAGUGGAGCCCAUCGCCGUCGCAGCAGCAAUGCCGGCGAAAUCGGCAUCGAUGGACAGGGUGCAGACGAACUACAACAGCAGCAAGAGGAUGCCACCGGCAGGAGGAGAUCAUGUGGAAUCUGGAGGGAAGUUCCUCGACUUCGAGUUCUUCUAA
Lolium rigidum is the source of this 1986-nucleotide messenger RNA. Its product is annotated as serine/threonine-protein kinase D6PKL1-like. Gene Ontology annotation, cellular component: nucleus; cytoplasm; plasma membrane. Gene Ontology annotation, molecular function: protein serine/threonine kinase activity; ATP binding. The coding region runs from base 1 to 1986 and encodes 661 amino acids. NCBI's taxonomy places the organism in Eukaryota, Viridiplantae, Streptophyta, Magnoliopsida, Poales, Poaceae. Gene Ontology annotation, biological process: protein phosphorylation. The transcript is spliced from 2 exons. The record is from RefSeq and is a predicted model, not a curated record.